Camellia sinensis is the source of this 1757-nucleotide messenger RNA. Lineage: Eukaryota; Viridiplantae; Streptophyta; Magnoliopsida; Ericales; Theaceae. The record is from RefSeq and is a predicted model, not a curated record.
CAGACAGAGACACACACGAACACAUUGUUACUCAGAGAAAAUGGAUGCAUCACCUGAAAGUAGUAAAAGAUUUUGAGGUGAAUAGAAGUCUGCAAUUUUGCAUACCAAAAUCAAGUGGAAUCCAUAUAACUGUAUUCUCUGUUCAACUGUAUUCUUAUAUGUGUUGGGAUUUUGUAUCCACGUGACACAAAUAAAACCAUAUAUGGCAUGAACAGAGAUUUACACACAAAAUUCUUUGGUGAGGAAGCAAAAUUAAUUAAGAGAAAUGAUGAUGUAUUAUUUCUCAAGCAUUUAGAGUAAUUUGGUUUAUUUCAAUGAUUUGGGAUUUGGAUACAAGGACUGUCUCAUUAAGGGAAAACAUGUUCCAGACCCAGCAUAUGAAUGAAAGGGAGUAAACCCAAAAGCAAGCUUCAAGGAAAGAAUCGUGUUCUUUUUCACCUUCUUGGGGUUUACAUUUCUAUGAAUCUGGCUAGAGAGGAUAAACUAAUGAGUUUAUAUGUUGUUCAAGACUGUUAUGUCCCCAUUGUGUCGAUUUGGUUCACAAAAUUAAUUGCACUUGUUAGGCCUUCAUAUUGUUCAUGAUGUCAUCUCUUCAUAUUGUCAUAGCAUCAUGUCAGCAGUUAUGCUUGAGAUUUUGAGGUACUGAAGGUCAUGGUUUGCUGCCUAGAGGUCCCUUACUCAAACAACAGAGAUGAUUAAGGAAUGCUCAUCACAUCCCCAACCCUAAAAUGAUGCAGUAGUGGCAGUUCUGAAUUUAAAAUCAACAUUAGUUAUUCUUUGUCUUAUGAUGAUAAGAAACUAAUAAGUUUUAUCAGCCUGUGUCUGAAAUAUAUAUAUAUAUAUAUAAAUAGUAUUGCUUCUGUGUUUUUUUUCUUAAUUCUAUAGAACUUAUGACACUUGCCAAAUUCUAAAUCAGAGAUAUUUAGACCAUUGGAUACUCAUUGAUGUCUAAUGGCACCACAGCCUGAUCGCCAAUGAUCAUAUGUGCAUUCUUCUUGAGUGACUGAAUGAGCUACAUUUUAUUAUAAUUCUUAUAUCUAUAAUCCUUUCCCUUUUAAUUGUUUGUGGAUGAGGUAAUUGCUGAUGUUAGUUAUGAACAUAUUUUGUUGAGGUGAUUGGAUUGCAGCUACAUAAAUUACUGAUUCUUAUCUAAUGGGAAUUUUUUUCCCCUCCAUUGUAAUUUGAUUCUUGAAGCCGUCAAGUUGUAGGAUGGCCUCCUUUAACAGCUCAUAGGAUAAACAACAUGGUGAACCAAACAAAAUUACCCGCCACCGAAGAAUUUCAGUCCACACUAGAGAAAACUAAAAGCAAGAAUGGUGUGGUAGAUAUGACUAACAGUGGCAUCCUUGAGAACAAGAACAAUGUGAAGGAGAAAAGGGAGCUGAAGACUUCACUGUUUGUGAAGUUGAAUAUGGAUGGAAUUCCAAUUGAAAGGAAGGUGGAUUUGAAUGCUCAUAACUACUAUGAAACCUUAGCACAAACAUUGGAGGAUGUGUUGUGUAGACCCACCACAACUAUCAGUGUGAGACGACCAAGCAUGAAAGAGCAUAAUAUAAGGACAGAAGCAACAGGACCUCCCUCAAAGUUAUUGGACGGAUCAUCUGAGUUUGUGCUCACCUAUGAAGACAGAGAUGGAGAUUGGAUGCUUGCUGGCGAUGUUCCUUUGGGGGGAUGAAGAGUCAAUGUGAUGAGAAAAUGUCCGAUUUUGUCUUUUGUCAUAAAUUUCUUGGAGAGAUGCAAAAUAUGGUCAAAGAAUU